AACCGGGGUCGGGGGCGUUGCGGCCGGAGCGGCGCGUCGGCGUCGGCCGGUGGGGAGGGCCGGGCGCACCGCUCCGCCAUGGCGUCCGAAGUGCGCGCGUCGCGCUGGUACUUCGGGGGUCUGGCCUCCUGCGGGGCGGCCUGCUGCACGCACCCGCUGGACCUGCUCAAGGUGCACCUUCAGACGCAGCAGGAGGUGAAGAUGCGCAUGACCGGCAUGGCCCUGCACGUGGUGCGCAGCGGGGGCUUCCUGGCCCUGUACAACGGCCUGAGCGCUUCACUGGCCAGACAGAUGACCUACUCCCUGACAAGGUUCGCCAUCUACGAGAGCCUGCGCGACUACCUGUCCCGGGACAGCAAGGGCCCCCUCCCCUUCUACAGCAAGGUGCUUCUGGGCGGGGCCAGCGGUCUCAUUGGAGGCUUUGUGGGGACUCCCGCGGACUUGGUCAAUGUCAGGAUGCAGAAUGACGUGAAGCUGCCCCUGGACCAGCGGCGCAAUUACGCGCAUGCCCUGGAUGGCCUGUUCCGCGUGGGCCGCGAAGAGGGUCUGAAGAGGCUGUUCUCGGGCGCCACCAUGGCUUCCAGCCGCGGGGCUCUGGUCACCGUGGGCCAGCUGUCCUGCUACGACCAGGCCAAGCAGCUGGUCCUCGCCACGGGGUACCUGCCCGACAACAUCAUCACCCACCUGGUGGCCAGCUUCAUCGCGGGCGGCUGCGCCACGUUCCUGUGCCAGCCCCUGGACGUGCUGAAGACGCGCCUGAUGAACUCGAGGGGCGAGUAUCAGGGCGUUUUCCACUGCUUCAUGGAGACCGCCAAGCUUGGACCCCUGGCCUUCUUCAAGGGCCUCUUUCCCGCCGGCAUCCGCCUCGUACCCCACACGGUGCUCACCUUCGUGUUUCUGGAACAACUCAGGAAACACUUUGGCGUCAAAGUGCCGACCUGACGCCGCCGGCUCCUGGGCCCCGACUCCUCAGCCCCAGGCUGGCUGGGCUCCCGCCGGCCCG
Molecule: messenger RNA, 1003 nt
Organism: Perognathus longimembris pacificus (Pacific pocket mouse)
Lineage: Eukaryota; Metazoa; Chordata; Mammalia; Rodentia; Heteromyidae
Gene: Slc25a10
Product: solute carrier family 25 member 10
Exons: 11
Coding region: 79-942 (287 amino acids)
Biological process (GO): thiosulfate transport; malate transmembrane transport; succinate transmembrane transport
Cellular component (GO): mitochondrial membrane
Molecular function (GO): oxaloacetate transmembrane transporter activity; sulfate transmembrane transporter activity; malate transmembrane transporter activity
Source: RefSeq, a predicted model, not a curated record